AUGAGCCACAGCACCAUCCUCGACAGCAACAACGCGCUUGUCCAGAAUGCGCCGCCUCUUCCACCUGUCAAGACCACCUCUCCCAUGCCUCUAGAUCGCCCAUCUGUCUCCCCGCCGCCUGAAGCCUCCAAAAUCUCACCAACUCGCCUUCCCGAGUCCGGGAACAACGAUGCACUUGAUGCCGAGAAUGACUCCGAGGCCGAGACCUUGAUCGUAUCUCCUGUCAAAAAACGCGACUUGCUCAAGCAGUCUAAUUCUGCCCAGGCCUUGGAAAGCAUUGACGAGAUUCCUGAAAAGACUGCCGUCCAACCGGACGAGGAACACUCCGAGACCGCUCGUGAAGCCUCGGAAGACAAAGCUCAAACCAACGGCGAUGACCUACAAAAGCAGGAAGACCAAUCAGUCGCCAAGGAUGUCAAGCCAGAUGAAAAGACUACUUAUGCCAAUGGAGAUAACCAGGACAGUGACAGUGACAAUUUGAGUGAAGUAUCCUCGGUGGAAUCAUUUGAGGUCGGAAACGGGCAUGGAAACGACGUCAAAAACAACGAGAACGAUGAUGACGACGAUGAUGAGGACGGCAGAUCGUGGGCCUCAGAUAAGGACGACCAAGAACGAAGCUCAAAUCCACGGAAACGCAAACAUACAGAUGUAGAUCAGCCACGUCGGAAACGAAGGUCCAGCCAAGAUGACGGUGAGCACUCCUCAUCUCCUCAAUUGCGCAGACACCGACGGACUGCAUCAGCGCAAUCCGCACGCCCCAGCCAGAGCCGGAGCAACAGUGGACAACAUUUACAUACAGCGGGCGUUGCACGGCAACGACGCGCCGCUACUCAUAUUCCCGUCCGCGAAACAAUGCUUGCAAGGAACGUCUGGGAUUCGGAUACUUCUUCCGAAACAUCACAUCAAUAUCCUAAAAGCAGACUUACCCGAAACACCAGCAGGGCUGUUUCAACACCAGGUCGACCAAUGGGUUUAGCAAAGCGGCACGUCAACAAAUACGGCUUCACUCGCCUGGCCGAGGCAUGCGAGAAUGGCGAUCUUGACGGUGUCAAGGAAUGGCGCGCAAAGGACCCCGAACAACUGGAACAGCGCGAAUUUGCAGGCAACACUCCCCUCCAAGUCGCCUCCCUGAAUGGAUACCCCGAGAUCGUCAGCUAUUUGCUCGAGCAAGGUUGCAAUCCACAUUGCGCAAAUGCAGACAAGGAUACCCCCCUCAUUGACGCGGUCGAGAACGGCCAUCUUGAUGUUGUUCAAAUCCUCCUCAAAGCCGGAAUCAACCCUUUACAUUGCAACCUGAAAGGCCAGCAGGCGCUCGAUGUCAUCACCAAGGAGACCGACAACGCAACCGAGAUCCGUGCUGCUUUGCGCGAAGCAAUCGAAGACUGGAACAAAAACGGCAGAUCUGAGCAAACGUACAAUGUCGAAGAACCCGCUUCAAGGCCUGGACCAAAGCAAGGCCUGCAAUUUCUUGCACGCACCUACGAGAAUUUGCUCAAGCUUGUUAGCGAGAAUGACAGGACAGCCGUUCAGGAGUUCCUCGAUGCUCGGGUGCCCGUCGACAAUAACGUUGUGGCGGCGGCAGCAAAGACUGGCGACCUAUAUCUUGUGAACAUGCUUCUCGCUGAGAUGACCCCUAAGAAGGCUCGUCAGAGAGCUGAUAGACCCAUGCUCUCUGUUAUUGGAACCUCUCACUUCGAAAUGGUCAAGGCCCUUACCGAACUCGAUCAAUUCGAACCUAGAUGGCGCUCUAAGAGUAGCAACCUGACCUGGUUCGAGAUCGCAGAGUCCAAGCAGGGUCCGAGAUGGAGAGAAGAGAAGGCGCUCCUCGAAAAGUUGUACGAGAAGGCUGAUAGCGCUCAUAAGCUGAGCUCCAGUCCCGUUGCUCGACGCGAACCCACGAAGAAACGACGAAGAAGCGCAGAGCGCCACAACGACUCUGAUGUGGAAAUGGAAGACGCUGACUCACCGGAGAGAGCACGAAGCAGAAGACGCCUUGUAUCUAAGAAAGACAUGCGUACAGCUAGCCGACAGCGAUCAUCCUCGGAACUCUCAGAUGUCGCGCCUCCUAGAAGACACGGCGAACGACUCUCGGAUCAGAAUCUCAAACCACCUGGACCACGUAAGGUUGGACGUCCAAGAAAGCACAGUAAUUCCCAUCUCUCCGAACCACAACCUAAACGACAGCGUUCGUCCUCUAUGAUUGAGCCUGCCGAAGAAGACCAUACUCCAUACGACUCCGAGGACGACGCUCAACAUGAGGAUGAUGAGGAUAUCAAGAUGGAGGAACCCGAUCGCGAAGCUGCAGAAGCCGAGGCCACUCGCAAGGCCGAUCUCGACGCAAAGGCUGAUGCGCAGAAGCUAGCAGACAAGUUGCGCAAAGACGAACAGACCCGAAAAGAGGAGGAAGCUGCGCGUCGCAAGGAGGCCGAACGUAAGGCCGAAGAAAUCCGUCAGCAACACGAGCGAAAGUUGGCCGAAGACCGUCGUCUGGAUCGAGAGAGAAAGGUUCAAGCGCUUCCAAGCGCUUUGAGUCACGUCCUCGGCCUGGUAGAUGUCCACGGUAAGGAGAGACAGGCCUACAUCCAGAGACACUUCCUUCCAGUCCAGGUCGUCAAACGAGCCGAUUUGGGAGACGUCGGAGAAGAGGGCAAGCCUGACGACCUUUGGAUGCUCAGCUAUCAGGCUGCUGCAAUCCUUACUGGAAAAGACGCAAACAUUCUCUUGGAUCUCCCUAUCGAUGCCAAGACAAAGCCGUCCUUGCUCUCCGGAUCAACGACAUCUAAGGUGACUGAGGAGCAGCGCCGAUUGAUGCUAGCAUGCCUACAGUCAACGAGUCUGGUCCAUGGACUUCCUUCAAACGAAGACAGCGAAACAGAAGGACCAGGAAACUUGUUGGCCGAGCUUGCCGAAGCCGAGAGGAUCCAACAUCGUAUCAAGGAAGACCGAGCAAAAUUCUUGAGCAUGGGCUCUUUGAGAUGGAUGCGAUUCAGUGACUUUUACAAGAUUGCGACAUCAGCCGAAUGCCCACACCUGGAUGGACUGGACCUUCAGAUGAGAUUCGAUUGCUGUCUCGACCCAUUCCCUUUCUCAUCGGAUAUCAAGACAGUCAACGGCACGAACGACAACGACAAGGAGCGAGUCAAUGGCACGAAUGGCACCGACCAAAGGGGCCUUUCCGCGGCUGGACCCGGAGUUACGACGAUUACGGUUGUACAGGAUUGA
Messenger RNA from Aureobasidium pullulans EXF-150, 3222 nucleotides. Its product is annotated as ankyrin. Gene Ontology annotation, cellular component: nucleoplasm. The coding region runs from base 1 to 3222 and encodes 1073 amino acids. The record is from RefSeq and is a predicted model, not a curated record. Gene Ontology annotation, molecular function: protein binding. The transcript has a single exon. Lineage: Eukaryota; Fungi; Ascomycota; Dothideomycetes; Dothideales; Saccotheciaceae.